AUGGAAGAUAAAUACAUUGGCCUACUCCUAGCAGUGGCAGGCUCCGUCGCUAUCGGCUCCAGCUUCAUCCUAACAAAAAAGGGCUUGAACGAUGCUGGUGGCUCUGCGUACGGAACACAGGCGUCGGAUAACCUCUCAUAUCUCCGGAAUCCUCUAUGGUGGUUUGGCAUGUCGACCCUUGUCAUUGGCGAAAUUGCCAACUUUGCAGCCUACACCUUCGCCCCUCCCAUCCUCGUAACGCCGCUCGGGGCCCUCAGCGUCAUCAUUGGCGCUAUCCUCGCCUCUCUCCUCCUACACGAAGAACUUGGACACCUUGGCCGACUGGGAUGCACGCUGUGUCUGCUUGGCUCGCUCAUCAUUGUGUUACACGCCCCGGAGGACAAGCCCAUUUCAACCGUUGAUCAGAUUCUGGAGUAUGCCAUCCAGCCAGGGUUUCUUCUCUACUGUUUUACCGUCCUCGUCGUAUCCCUCGUCCUCAUCUACAUCAUUGCACCCAAGCACGGCCGAACGAACCCUAUUGUCUAUAUAUCUAUCUGCUCUCUCGUCGGUUCCGUCAGCGUUAUGGCCAUCAAGGGCUUCGGUGUCGCGGUCAAGCUCACCUUCGAGGGCAACAACCAGUUCACGCAUCCCAGCACCUACGUGUUCGGCAUUUUCGUUGCAUUAUGCAUCCUCGUCCAGAUGAACUACUUCAACAAAGCCCUGGACACGUUCUCGACUAACGUUGUCAACCCCCUCUAUUAUGUCGGCUUCUCGUCAGCAACGAUCGUCGCCUCCCUCAUCCUCUUCCAAGGCUUCAAUACAACCGACGGUGCCAACACUCUAUCACUACUGGUCGGGUUCGUUGUGACCUUCCUUGGCGUGCACAUCCUCAACCUCUCGCGGACGCCUGAACCACCACUCGACCACGGCCACGGGGCACUCGAAGGCGGGCUCAUGAACCCACGCCUAAGCCUACAGGGCCGCAUGUCGCUCGACGGGUGGAACGGUGUUGGCGACCGAGGCGGGAUUGACGUGCACAUGAAUGGGAUCGGCCGCCCUGGGGGGCGAGCAGGACACGGACGGCAAAGUUCGCUCUACCGGUCUCAGUCCCACACCCUCUUCAACGCCUUCGAGGACGAGGACAACACCGGGGUCAACCUCGCCGACCGGGAUCGGCCUGUCCCAAGGGCGAUGGGGCACAUGCGGACAACGAGUGGCGGUUCAGAGCUCGGCCAGGUACGCGAGGCGGACGAGUGGGAGGAGUACGACCAUGACACGGAUGGUCAAGAUGAACGGGCACCGCUGCGCAAAGGCAAAUCGAAACACCGAUCCCCGCCCCGCCCGAUACACUCUCCUAGGAGCGCAGGGUCAAGGAGCCACAGUCAUUCGCCAGUUCCCGACUCAUCGUUGACCGAUGUGCGGAUAACGCCGCGCUCGUAG
Molecule: messenger RNA, 1419 nt
Organism: Cyclocybe aegerita
Lineage: Eukaryota; Fungi; Basidiomycota; Agaricomycetes; Agaricales; Hemipholiotaceae
Source: the annotation of a GenBank genome assembly